AUGGUCGAAACUCCUGAACAAGUUGCAGCACGACUUAGGACUCUCGAGCAACUAACUCAAAAAUUUGGAUUAAUACUUCAAAACCAGCUCAACAACAACCACCAUGGAGAUGAUCCGCAAGCUGCAAUGGCGAAAAAGAUUUCCGCUUUGAAACCAUCAACCUUUGUUAGUAGAGAAGACCCAUUACUUCUCCAAAAUUGGAUAAGAGACUUCGAAAAGAUUUUCACGACCACGGGUACGCCUGAUGCCCAGAAAGUAGACCAAGCGACCUUUUACUUACACGAGGACACUGAUACUUGGUGGAAAAGUGUAGGACCCAUUGUUAAAGCUCGAGAGAACUUUAACUGGGAAGCGUUUAAGGUAGCAAUUAAGGCUCAAUUCUUCCCCGAGCACAUUCGUAGGCAAAAAUACAAUGAAUUUAGUAGGUUCAACCAGAGCUAUAACAUGAGUGUCCAACAGUAUGCUCAGAAAUUUAAUGAGUAUGCCCGCUUUUGUCCAAUUGUAGUUCCAGAUGAGGGGACUAAGGCUCAGAAGUUUGAAAACGGACUUAAGUUUGAUCUUCAGACUCGAAUGGGAAGUAGUACCUCAACUACUUUCGCGGAGGCGUAUGCUAUGGCCUCAAAUUUAGAGAGAAUUAUACAGCGUGAGAAAGAAGUGCUAAGUAGACAUAAAAGGAAGGAACUUGCUAGUAAUAGCAAUAGCCAAGGGUACGAUAAAAGGCCCAACAACAACAACAAUGGUGGACGCUACAACAACCACAACAAUCAAAUUCUAGACAAUAGGCCCAACAAGGAAAUAGGAUACAAAGGAACUUCGUUUGCAAGAAGUGUGCCAAGAGUCAUCCAGGAUUCACUUGUUAGGGUGAAAGAAUUAAGAGUUUCGAAUGUGGAGAAAAUUCAAAGCCCCAAUGGAGGAAAUGCUGCUCAGAACGGAAACCAAAACAUCCACUCUUUUGGAGGUGGAAAUGGAGACUAUGGAAAGAAUGGCAAUGGAGGCUACACCAAUGGAAGAAUCAAUGUCAUGAGCCGAACGGAAACCGAAACCGAUGCUAACGUUGUGACUGCUUUCAUGGACCUCAUGAACAGAACUUUCCAGCCAUACUUGGAUAAGUUCGUGAUAGUAUUCAUCGACGAUAUAUUGGUGUACUCGAAGGAUACAGAAGAUCAUGAGGAUCAGUUGAGGAAAAUCAAGAGAUGGAAUUUGGAAAUAGUAGAACCCGGUUAUGUGAAAGCUCAAUUGAAUGCUCUUACUGUUGGACCGAAUAUAUUUGAGAUUCGGGAGAAACAAUUUGCAGAUAAGUGGUUGAGUAAGUUAAGAGAGAUGAAAGAAAGUGGUCAAGGACCGAAGUUCGAGAUUGAUGACAAUGGCGUUGCGAAGUAUAAACGGAGAUUGUGUGUACCAUAA
Molecule: messenger RNA, 1404 nt
Organism: Beta vulgaris subsp. vulgaris (sugar beet)
Lineage: Eukaryota; Viridiplantae; Streptophyta; Magnoliopsida; Caryophyllales; Amaranthaceae
Exons: 4
Coding region: 1-1404 (467 amino acids)
Source: RefSeq, a predicted model, not a curated record